AUGGCUAGCAUCGCGGGUAAACGUAUUCAAAAAGAGUUAGCUGAGCUGAUGAAAUCAGAUGAAGCAGCACAGAAUCAGUUGGAAAUAAAACCUUGUAAUGAUGACAUGAUGCAUUUAUGUGGUCUUAUCAAAGGCCCACCGGAUACUCCUUAUACUGGUGCUGAAUUCAAUUUAGACAUUAUAAUCCCUGAGAAUUACCCAUUUGUUCCCCCAAAGGUUAAAUUUAUCACCAAAAUUUGGCAUCCUAAUAUUAGUAGUGCCACUGGUGUAAUUUGCCUUGAUGUACUAAAGGAUCAGUGGGCUGCUGCUAUGUCAUUACGUACUAUACUUUUAUCUAUUCAAGCAUUAUUAGCUUCUCCAGAACCAGAUGAUCCACAAGAUGCAGUUGUUGCUAAUCAAUAUAAAAGUAGCAUAGACGCCUUUAAUCGAACUGCACGUCAUUGGGCAGGCAUUUAUGCUAAUGGACCUGGAUGUGAUCCUCAUUGUGUUGACUUAGUAGAUAAACUUGUUCAAAUGGGUUUUGAUGAGCAUGAAGCUUGUCGUGCAUUGUCCAUGAAGAAUUGGGAUUUAGCAAUGGCAACAGAACAUUUGAUAAAAUGA
This is a messenger RNA of Schistosoma guineensis, 600 nucleotides long. The record is from the annotation of a GenBank genome assembly. Lineage: Eukaryota; Metazoa; Platyhelminthes; Trematoda; Strigeidida; Schistosomatidae.